AUGUCCGGUGCAUCGUCAGGACAGAUAGACGAGCUGGUGCAAUCAGUAAGCCUGCAUAAUCCACGUAAAUUAAUAUUUAAUGGGUACAUACUACCUUUUGUAUCACUUGAAACUUUGUGGAUAUACUGCUGGGUGUUUAUCUACGGUAUUGAUGAUUAUUUCCACGAAGGUCUUGUUGGUAUUGGAGCAAUAGGUCUCCUCCAAGGAUUCCUUUGUCUUUGUUGUCAGUGGUCUGUACACGUCUACUGUUUUUUAAACUGUAGCACCGCUAAAGAUCCUUAUAAAUCAACAAUAGUCAAAGUCGUGCCCACUCCAAACAAUGGUAGCUCUGAGCUGGUUAAAUUGCACCACUCUAAGGACAACAAGUGCUGUUGGUUUAUUUUCCAAAAGACCAAAUAUUGCUGGGACGAUGAUAAAAAACAAUUUCGUUGUCUGCAAUUUCCCAUCAACGACUUGAUCAAGACUUAUUCCAACUGGAAAGGAUUUUCUGAUGAUCAAGAAGUCGCUGACACGGAAAGUAAAUAUGGAAAGAAUAAUUUGGAAAUGGAAAUACCAGAAGCAUGGGAAUUAUUCAAAGAACGCGCAAUCGCGCCCUUCUUUGUCUUUCAGGUAUUCUGCGUAUUUUUGUGGUGCUUUGAUGAGUACUGGUACUACAGUAUCUUCACCCUGUUUAUGCUGGUUAUGUUCGAGUAUAUGCUGGUACACCAGCAAAUCCGUAACAUGGCUGAAAUUCGCAGGAUGGGAAGUAAACCCUACAUGAUUACUGUUUACCGAAACAGAAGGUGGAGAAGUAUGCUGACUGAUCAAUUAGUACCGGGUGAUAUUGUUUCGAUAACUAGAUCUCAGAGUGAUAAUAUCGUUCCUUGUGAUAUUUUACUACUGAGAGGACAGUGUGUUAUUGAUGAAAGCAUGCUUACUGGUGAAUCUGUGCCACAAAUGAAAGAAUCAGUAGAAGAUAUCGAUAGUAAUCAAGAGCUAGACAUGUCACGACAACACAAAAUUCAUAUCUUAUUCGGCGGUACUAAAGUCGUCCAACAUACGCCUCCUAAUAAGAAUACAUCUGGCUUACGAUCGACAGACAAUGGCUGUGUGGGUUAUGUAUUGCGCACGGGAUUCUCAACUUCACAAGGAAAACUUCUGAGGACGAUAUUGUUUGGUGUGAAGCGAGUUACUGCUAAUAAUUUGGAAACUUUUGGAUUUAUAUUAUUUUUACUUAUUUUUGCGAUCGCAGCAGCCGCUUACGUUUGGAUCAAUGGUACUGCUGAUCCAACAAGGAGUCGAUACAAAUUAUUUUUAGAAUGUUGUUUGAUUCUUACAUCUGUUAUUCCACCAGAGUUGCCGAUUGAAUUGUCAUUAGCGGUUAAUUCAUCAUUGAUUGCACUGUCAAAAUUAGGUGUAUACUGUACUGAACCAUUUAGAAUGCCGUUUGCCGGAAAAGUUGAGAUAUGCUGUUUCGACAAAACUGGCACACUAACAAGUGACAAUUUAGUCGUAGAAGGAGUAACUGGUAUUGAAGGUAAAACCGAGGUAAUAAAUGUUGAUGAUGCACCAAUAGAGAGUGUACAAGUGUUGGCUACAUGUCAUUCAUUGGUGCAAUUAGACGACGGAAUUGUGGGAGAUCCACUGGAAAAAGCAACUUUGAAAGCUGUCAAUUGGACGCUUACUAAAAAUGAUGUGGUGAUACCUAAAAAAGGACGAGUACGUCCUUUAAAAAUAGUUCACAGACAUCAUUUCUCGUCGGCUCUAAAAAGAAUGAGCGUUGUAGUUGGUUACAAUAUGCCUAAUACUACUGAAACGAAUUACAUUGUCACCGUUAAAGGAGCACCGGAAACAUUGAAGAAUAUGUACUCGUCAAUUCCUGAUAAUUACGAAUCAACUUAUCUGUCGCUAUCGCGUCGCGGUGCUCGAGUACUGGCUCUGGGAUAUAAAAAGUUACCAGAAAUAGUAUCGCCGCAAGAUCUAAGAUCAUUGACGCGCGAUGACAUGGAAUCAGAGUUAAUCUUUGCCGGGUUUGUCAUCAUAAGUUGCCCAUUAAAACCUGACUCGUGUUCUGUUAUCAAAGAAAUAAUCAAUGCAUCGCAUAUUGUCGUAAUGAUAACGGGUGAUAAUCCAUUGACAGCUUGUCACGUCAGUCGCGAAUUACAUUUUACUAAAAAACCAGUCACUUUGAUACUGAGCAAAAAUAGUAAAGACAAUUGGUACUGGGAAAGUGUCGACCAACAGACAAAAGUACCUUUGGGUCUUGAAAAUGUUCUAGAAAGUGGCAAGGAAAUUUGGAAAAAAUACGCGCUCUGUUUGACUGGUGAGGGUCUAGAUUAUCUAAAAGAUUACGAUAAUCAUUUAUUCACUAAAUUGCUACCACAUAUUGUGAUAUUCGCGCGUUGCGAGCCUAAACAAAAAGAAUUUAUAAUUGUAUCACUUCAACGGUUGGGUUUUGUAACUUUGAUGUGUGGUGACGGUACCAAUGACGUUGGUGCUUUAAAACACGCACAAGUUGGAGUGGCGAUUCUCAGUAGCCCACCGGGAGAGAAAAAAUCCUCGUCACCGAGCCGUGAGCCCAAUUCAAGCAACAACUCUCAAUCAACUAAUCCAAAUGGAUCUCAAACAUCGACGAAUAAUCCUAACCGACCGCCAAAUAUGACUCGCCAGCAGUUAAACAACAUGCAGUUGCAACAAUUACUGAAAGAAAUGGAAGAACAAGAUCAGACUGUUGUAAAAUUAGGAGAUGCGUCUAUAGCCGCACCAUUUACCAGCAAGCUAUCGUCAAUACAGUGCAUAUGUCACAUUAUCAAACAAGGAAGAUGUACUUUAGUUACAACAUUGCAGAUGUUUAAAAUUUUAGCGUUAAAUGCACUUGUAUUGGCUUACAGUCAAUCAGUGCUUUACUUGUCGGGAAUAAGGUUCACUGACGCUCAAGCAACAAUACAAAGUUUUCUGCUGGCACUUUGUUUCUUGUUUAUAUCACGCUCUAAACCUCUCAAGACUCUAUCUAAACAAAGACCACUGCCAAAUAUAUUUAAUUUGUACACAAUACUGACAGUAUUGUUGCAAUUUGCUGUACACUUCUGUUGCCUUAUUUAUUUAGUUAGAGAAGCUACUGUUUACUCAUCGCCUAACGAUAAAUUGAGAGACAUCCUCUCGGAUUUGUCUUUGGCACCAUCUAAUCCAAUCAAUAAUACGGCUGUCGACGUAGCAAAUGGCGAUGGAGAUAAUGACAAUGAAGUUGAAGCAAAUGUCGUCAAUAGUGCGGUCUACAUAAUAUCAAUGGCAUUACAAAUAUCUAAUUUUGCUAUAAAUUAUCGUGGAACCCCGUAUAUGGAGAGUUUAUACGAAAAUAAAGCUCUUUUCUAUUCAUUGAGCGGUAGCUUUGCUGCCGUUUUAGCUCUGGCUUUUGGAAUUUCUCCUAUUGCGGAAUCGCUUAAAAUAGUAGAUUUUCCAUCAGAUUUUCGUAUUAUUUUAUUAGCUGUUUUGAUUUUUAAUUUUGUUGCGGCUUACAUUGUCGACAGGUCAUGUAGAUGGCUGUUCGGUGAAGGUAAAUUACAAAAAUUGUGA
Cotesia congregata is the source of this 3552-nucleotide messenger RNA. The record is from the annotation of a GenBank genome assembly. Lineage: Eukaryota; Metazoa; Arthropoda; Insecta; Hymenoptera; Braconidae.